Molecule: messenger RNA, 827 nt
Organism: Fimicolochytrium jonesii
Lineage: Eukaryota; Fungi; Chytridiomycota; Chytridiomycetes; Spizellomycetales; Powellomycetaceae
Product: histone H3
Exons: 3
Coding region: 154-564 (136 amino acids)
Cellular component (GO): nucleosome
Molecular function (GO): structural constituent of chromatin; protein heterodimerization activity; DNA binding
Source: RefSeq, a predicted model, not a curated record
AACGCACCACCCCCCCCCGCCCCUUCUUGUUCACCACACAACAACUCAGUCCACCGCAAUCUGCUUCCGCCAACCAACCCUUCGACAACAGACCCGGCACCACCGCUACCCACCACCUUCACCCUCACCGUCACCAAAAGCUAAACCUUCGCAAUGGCUCGUACUAAGCAAACCGCUCGCAAGUCCACCGGUGGAAAGGCUCCCCGUAAGCAGCUGGCUACUAAGGCCGCCCGCAAGUCGGCUCCCGCCUCUGGAGGUGUUAAGAAACCCCACCGUUACCGUCCCGGAACCGUCGCUCUUCGUGAGAUCCGUCGUUACCAAAAGUCCACCGAGCUCUUGAUCCGCAAGCUUCCCUUCCAGCGUCUCGUUCGUGAGAUUGCCCAAGACUUCAAGACCGACCUCCGCUUCCAAUCCUCUGCUAUCGGCGCACUGCAGGAGGCUUCUGAGGCUUACCUUGUUGGCCUCUUUGAGGACACCAACUUGGCUGCCAUCCACGCAAAACGUGUUACUAUCCAGCCCAAGGAUAUUCAGCUCGCCCGUCGUCUCCGCGGUGAACGUUCCUAAGUCAAGCCCUUCCACUCCAAGUCUCUUCGUCGUCCCUUCAAGAGUUGUGCCAGCGUUUCGAAACGCUUACAUAUAUCGGCCCUCUCAAUUCACUCCCAUAGUAGCAUACCCUCUGUUGUUGGGAGCUCUCAGCUCCCUAAGCAUUCUCUCUCUCUCGCUUUCCCUUGUAUACUAUCGAGAAAAAUGCAUCAAUGACAACAUACUUUCGUGCACAGCGCAUUCUAUCGUUUAUCUGAUCUCGCCCAAAAUCUGGUUGAUCGUGU